UCAAGGUUCAUUGAGUUUCCAAGUCUGAAACAGAGAACCAACAGAAUUCCAAACAAUUUGGAAAGGGAGAAGACAAAGGAAACAAAACACCCCCAUAUUGCCUUUUCUCUACCUUUCUCCUUUUGAAUAUUCAAAUUUUAACAAUUUACCAUCAACAGAUAGAAAAGGAACCAAAGAAACAAACAGAUUGUAAGAGAAGUUUACUCUAGUUCUGAUACUUUUCUUGUUCUUGUUACACUUUUUUUCUUCCUUUUUGCGUCAUAGUAUCUUUCUCUCCCCUCCUUUCUUAUUUUGUGGGUUCUAUUAGAACUGCCUAUAAGGCCAUGCAAUGCAACAAGAAUUGAUGUAAGUUUGAGUUUUUUGUCAGUCUUUGUUGGUAGAGGGAGGAUAGAACAGUACAGAACAAGAAACAGAGGAAAAUAUGAAGAACGAAGAUCAAGCAAGGUCUCUUUUUGGGAUUUCUUUAUCUGAUCGUCCCAGAUGGCAGCAAUUCGUUAUUUGCUCGUCUGGUUUCUUCUUUGGUUAUCUUGUUAAUGGCAUUUGUGAGGAGUAUGUAUAUAACCGGCUCAGUUUCAGCUAUGGAUGGUAUUUUACCUUUGUACAAGGUUUUGUGUAUUUGGCACUGAUACACUUACAGGGUUUCACUAUUAAGCAAAUGGUGAAUCCAUGGGGAACUUAUGUAAAGCUUUCUGGUGUUCUUAUGGGUUCUCAUGGAUUGACAAAGGGUUCGUUGGCUUACCUUAACUAUCCUGCACAAAUCAUGUUUAAAUCCACAAAGGUACUGCCUGUGAUGGUGAUGGGAGCCUUUAUUCCUGGCUUGAGAAGAAAAUACCCUCUCCAUGAAUAUGUCUCUGCCAUUCUUCUAGUCAUUGGCUUGAUUCUCUUCACAUUGGCAGAUGCCAACACUUCUCCAAAUUUCAGCAUGAUUGGGGUUGCGAUGAUUAGUGGAGCUCUAAUUAUGGAUUCAUUCUUGGGUAACUUGCAGGAAGCAAUCUUUACCAUGAAUCCUGAAACAACUCAGAUGGAGAUGCUAUUUUGCUCAACAGUGGUUGGGUUGCCUUUCCUGCUUGGACCAAUGAUAGUAACAGGCGAGCUGUUCAAGGCGUGGAGUUCUUGUUAUGAGCAUCCUUACGUGUACGGGGUGUUGGUCUUUGAAGCAAUGGCCACAUUUAUAGGUCAAGUCUCUGUUCUAUCACUCAUUGCUUUGUUUGGGGCUGCCACUACAGCUAUGAUAACAACAGCAAGGAAGGCAGUUACGUUGCUGCUGUCAUACUUGAUUUUCACGAAACCUCUUACUGAACAGCAUUGUUCUGGUUUACUACUCAUAGCCAUGGGAAUUCUAAUCAAACUCCUGCCUGAAAAUAAACCUCCUACUCGAGUUUUGAUGCCCAGCACCAAUACAAAGCAGGGCAAGUCUCUUUUGAAAGAAGUGAAGAAGCCAUCAGAUAAUAAAGGAGACGAAGAAGAUCAAGGGAAAAGCCCGUUAAUCUGAGGUUUACAAUUUGCAGUCUGUUCAUAUGCAGCCGCUUUCUUGCUUUUUUGGCUUCCUUGUACCUUCAAAGACGUUUAGAUGGGAGCUGGUGAUUUCUCAAUCCCACUGCAGCAGCCUUUUCGCUUUUUUCAUUUUAUCAUUUUCACAUCCCAUACGAUUCUUUGCUUAAGUUUUGGACUAGCUUUACUUGUAACACUAUUGCAUAAGUUAAAAUUAGUUUAUAGCUUCAAAUGCUGAGGAAUCGUGAUGGAAUGAAAUGUCACUCUGAAGUUUGGUUGACAAAUUUAUGGUGAACUAGUCUGAGUUUCCAUUCUUAGGAAGAUCGAAUGAGAAAAUGCACCU
Coffea eugenioides is the source of this 1834-nucleotide messenger RNA. RefSeq names its product UDP-galactose/UDP-glucose transporter 4. The record is from RefSeq and is a predicted model, not a curated record. Lineage: Eukaryota; Viridiplantae; Streptophyta; Magnoliopsida; Gentianales; Rubiaceae. The transcript has 7 exons. Gene Ontology annotation, cellular component: Golgi membrane; endoplasmic reticulum membrane. Gene Ontology annotation, biological process: transmembrane transport. The coding region runs from base 422 to 1492 and encodes 356 amino acids. Gene Ontology annotation, molecular function: transmembrane transporter activity.